GGCAUUUCCUCGCUCCCGGAUACAGAUUUGGGCUUCCGGAGCAAAUCCAGGCCCAGCGGCGCCUCCAUUGCGCUGGGGGACAAGUGGGGACAAGGGGGACAAGGGGGGGGGGGGCUGUGUGUCCCCCCCCAGCCCCGCAGACCCGGCUUUGGAGGGGAGGCCGCGGCGUUAGGCUCAGUUCUAUGCCAGGGGAUUUUUGGGGACCCCUGAAGAACUGGGGGGACCCCAUGGAGCCCCCGGUGGUGCUGGAGGCCCAGCAGGAGGCGCUGCAGCGCGACGUGAUGCACGAGAGUUACCGCACGCUCAUGGCCCUGGCAGCCCGGGGCCUCCUGAACCCCAAACCCCCCUCACCAACCCCCGAAGAACCGAGCCCCCCAUCCCAACGCCAACCCCUGGGCUCCAACCGCCGCAAAACCAAACACCCCGACAGAACCCAGCCCCCCGGUCCCACCGAGACCCCCAACAUCCCGCCCCAUAGACGCAGCCGCCCUGGCGAAAGACCCCAUCAAUGCACCGAGUGUGGGAAGAGCUUCCCGUGGGCGUCCCAUCUGGAACGUCACCGGCGCGUCCACACGGGCGAGCGGCCCUUUGGCUGCGGCGAAUGCGGAGAGACCUUCAGCCAACGCUCCCACCUCGCCAAACACCGGCACAGCCACGCCGGCGAGCGGCCCCGCCGUGGCAAAACCUUCCACCAAACCCCCGAGGCGCUUCGCUGCCGCCGGGCGAACUUAAAAGAGCGGAUAUCGGGCUUAAAAGAGCGGAUUUUGGGGUUAAAGGAGUGCGGGAAGGAACCCGGAGCGACGCUCCCGCGCCGCCGCCACCGUCCCCACCGUUGCGGCGACUGCGGGAAGAGCUUCGCGUGGGUGUCGCACCUGGAGCGGCACCGGCGCGUCCACACGGGCGAGCGGCCGUUCGGCUGCGGGAGCUGCGGCGGCCGCUUCUCGCAGAAAUCCCACCUGCUGCAGCACCGCAAGACGCAUGCGCCCGACCGGCCCUACAAGUGUGGGGACUGCGGGAAGCGAUUCGGGGCCGUCCCCCCCUUCUUAGCCCACCGGCGCGGGCACGUGGAGCCCAAGGGUUUUGCUUGUGGGGAUUGCGGGAAGAGGUUCCCGUGGGCGUCCCAUCUGGAACGUCACCGGCGCGUCCACACGGGCGAGCGGCCAUUUGGGUGCGGCGAAUGCGGUGAGACCUUCAGCCAGAGUUCACACCUCGCCAAACACCAGCGGUGUCACCUCCCCAAGGUCCCUGUUGUCCCCAAGGUCCCUGUUGUCCCCAAGGUCCCUGUUGUCCCCGUGUCACCGGCCACGACGAGAUUUGGGGGGGAUGAGGAGCCCUGAGCCAUUGAGGACCCGUCAUGGUGGUGGAUGGAGAGAAAAGUGUCACCACGGAUUGGGGACAAAUGGAUGAGGUCCCUGUUGUCCCCGAGGUCCCUGUUGUCCCCAAGGUCCCUGUUGUCCCCGUGUCACCGGCCACGACGAGAUUUGGGGGGGAUGAGGAGCCCUGAGCCAUUGAGGACCCGUCAUGGUGGUGGAUGGAGCGAAAAGUGUCACCGUGGAUUGGGGACAAAUGGAUGAGGUCCCUGUUGUCCCCGAGGUCCCUGUUGUCCCCAUGGCACCAGCCCCAACAAGAUUUGGGGGGGACGAGGAGCUCUGAGCCAUUGAGGACCCAUCAUGGUGGUGGAUGGAGCGAAAAGUGUCACUGCGGUUUGGGGACAAAUGGGUUGGGCUUUUGUGUUAAAAUAGGGUGAUUUUUGCGCCAAAACGCGGUGAUUUUUGCACCAAAAUAUGGUGGGUUUUGCGCCAAAACACGGUGAUUUUUGCACCAAUACAAUUAUCGUAUAAAUGGAGAAUCGGGCGUCGCAAUCUCAUUUAACGACUUUAUUUUUACUGUUUACUUUUACUGCGAAUUGGGGCAAUAAAUUUAUUGGUGAUAAACGCA
This is a messenger RNA of Columba livia (rock pigeon), 1938 nucleotides long. RefSeq names its product zinc finger protein CKR1-like. Gene Ontology annotation, biological process: regulation of transcription by RNA polymerase II. Gene Ontology annotation, molecular function: RNA polymerase II cis-regulatory region sequence-specific DNA binding; DNA-binding transcription activator activity, RNA polymerase II-specific. The transcript is spliced from 4 exons. The record is from RefSeq and is a predicted model, not a curated record. Gene Ontology annotation, cellular component: nucleus. Lineage: Eukaryota; Metazoa; Chordata; Aves; Columbiformes; Columbidae. Bases 183 to 1337 code for a protein of 384 amino acids.